AUGAUUUCUUAAGUUUAGGAUUUGUAUUAACUUAUUUACAACAAACUUGUAAAUAAGGAAACUAUUGAACCAUCCUUACUCACCAGGCUUCACACUUAGAUCUUCUUGUAGAAUAUUGAAAAAAAUUUGGAAUUAGAAGAGUUUUACUAUGAUAUACUAAGAAAACACAUACAGAGUCAUGAUUCAAUUUCUCCUGAAUAAUUGGAAAUACUAGUUGAUAUUGUGUAUUAUCUUGGUAUUUUCAUUAAUUAAUAGUCACUGUUUACUAAGGCAUUUCAAAUUAUUAAAGAAAAUUUAAUUGAUAAUCAACCAAUCAUUUAGAAUUCAUUAUAUUUAAAUAUCCUUUAAGCUUGUGGCUCUUAAAAUAUCUGUUUAAAAUAAGGACAUUAAUUUUUGAAUAUAGAUAUCAACAACAACUAUUUCAAAUCACGAUUUCUUACACCAUACCUUGAUUCAAUAACUUAAAGAAUACCAAAAGAUAAUAUUAUAUAAUUCAUUUAGAAUGAAUAAUAUUAAAUCAAAUUACUCCAUCCUGAAUCAGAGAAUUACAUCAUCUAUAAUUUGAAAUUUUUCAUUAUUUAAUAAUAGCUUAAAACUGUAGACUUUAAAACAAAUUCUUAAGAAUUGCUUGAUUUAUUUACUUUUCUUUAAAUUGAAGACAAAUACAAAUACAAACUCAAGUAAAAACUUUCUAAUCUAGAAGAUAAAGAUAAUUCUAUCAAUUCCUUCUAUUAACUAGCAAUUAAAUAUAAAGAAUUUCUUUCACAAUAUCUUGAUUUAGACUUUGAUAAAUUCUUUUAAUAGUUUAAAGUUUAGCUAAAUAAUCUAUAAAAUUUCUAUUAAAAUGAAAAACAUAUGCUAAUUGUAUUAAAUGAAACAAUAGAAGAAUAUUUAUUAAAGCAUGAUUGCUUAUAAAAUUUACUUGAAACUCAAGAUGAAAAUAUAGGUUAUUUCUCAAAAUGUAUGAUUUAAUCAAUUGAUCAUUUUGUUAAUCUAAUGAUGGAAAAAUUGUUUAAAUUAGUUUCCCCUUAUAGAUCUAAUUUUAAUUUAUCUCUGUAAAGUGCUAAAAUUAAUAAGAUGUCUUAAUAUCAUCAGAAAUUAGUGGAUAAAUAUAAAUUAAAAGAAUUGGAGAAAUAUUUAAAAAUAGCUUAAAAUUCAAUUAGACCUUUAUAUUUACCUUAUCCAUAAUUUAUUUCUUAGACUGCUGAAAUAAUCUCAAAUAUUCCAAAUUAAUUAUUACAAUAUUUACCUAAAGAACAAAAAAAAAUAUAUUAAUUAUCUGCGUAUGGAUAUGCCGAAGUUACAUAUAAAUAGAAUUAUACACUGGUCUUAAAUACAAAAUAAUUAGUUUCUCUUUAUCAUUUAAUAAACAAUAAUCUUAAAUAGAUUGAUUAAAUUAAUUUUAAUUUGUUUAAGAAAUUAGGUUUGAUAAAUGCAGAAGGAAGUAUAAAUAAUGACUGGUAACCAACUCAUAAAUGUUUGAUAUUAUUUAAUUGA
Paramecium pentaurelia is the source of this 1497-nucleotide messenger RNA. Lineage: Eukaryota; Ciliophora; Oligohymenophorea; Peniculida; Parameciidae. The record is from the annotation of a GenBank genome assembly.